Mollisia scopiformis is the source of this 411-nucleotide messenger RNA. RefSeq lists its product as uncharacterized. The record is from RefSeq and is a predicted model, not a curated record. The coding region runs from base 1 to 411 and encodes 136 amino acids. Lineage: Eukaryota; Fungi; Ascomycota; Leotiomycetes; Helotiales; Mollisiaceae. The transcript has 2 exons.
AUGUACAUCUUCAGCCGCGCCCUUCUCAUCGCAAGCCUCCUUGGCUUCGUACUUUCAAUCGUACUCCACCCCAUCCACGACUCGCCCCGGAAAAGCAUCCAUCACAAAGACUUCCCCUCUAUCACGAACAUCGAUCCUCCCGCUGCGGGAUCAUGCCUCGCAAACGGACUCUUGUGUGUAAAAGACUCAGGAUGCUGUUCCAAGAAUUGUAGCGGCAGAGUCUGCAAGCCGAAACUUGAAGGUCGUCUAGGUCUUAAAAAGAAGCAAGCUCCGUACAAAAUCAGACCGAAAGCCACGAAGCAGGAGAAGUCGGCUGGGGUGAGGACUGCGCAGAUGGAGCAGUGGGUUACGAAGCAGAAGCCGCUUGGCAAAGAUGGGUUGCAGAGUCAUCAGCCGAAGGAAGAUGUGUAG